Messenger RNA from Heterotrigona itama, 1262 nucleotides. NCBI's taxonomy places the organism in Eukaryota, Metazoa, Arthropoda, Insecta, Hymenoptera, Apidae. The record is from the annotation of a GenBank genome assembly.
AUGUUGGUGGACGAUACGAAUCGAGUUCCAUUGAGACAAUUGGCAAUUUUCGACGCCGAAUAUCCGUCGGAAGCGGCGGUAGCGCCCACGGCCACUCACUUGGCAAAUUGGAGGCCAGACAAUAAAUUGCAAACGGUCGCGCAUGUACACGCAAGAGCGGUUGUAUAUACGGCACAAGCUCCCCCGUGUACUUGUACAACCCGUGUAAGCCGUACAACAAUGUGUAAGCGUUACACAAGCGUGUAUAUAGGAGUCCCGGUGGUUGCGUUCGCUGGCUCGUCAUCGGCAUAAGGACCGCACGCAGUAACAUUACCAUUCGGUCGCAGACGAAUUCAUUGGCUAUGCCAGGGCGUCUUCCGUUCACAGGCAGAACGGUUGUCAGUCCGGUUUGACCCGACUUAGAUCGUACGUGAGGAGCUGUUACGGUCGGCACUCAUCAAACGUUGCGCGAGGAGAAACGUUGCGCGGCUUGCCCCGGCAGAAGUGCACGCCUCUCUCCCUUUUGACGCUACUUUCUCGCCCCAUAGCCGGGUGAAACACCGUGUACGAUCGUCUCUCUCUCUCUCUCUUUCUCUCUCUCCUCUGCUUUCAUCCUGUAACGUCGCGCCGUUAGCGAUGCUGGUUUCUUUCCUUUUUCUUUCUUUUUUCCUUCUUCAAGUUGUCGCGACUUUUCGAAAAUACAAAUUGCAAUGGUGCUAAGAUGCUUGAAAUAAUUGAUUUAUAUAUUGCGACGUACUAUGUAAAUAUCGUAGAGUUCACUUACAUUAUGUAUUAACAAUCGAAUGUCUGCUGCAGACGAUCUGAUUACUAGCAGACAUUUGAAAAGGCUCUGGUAAUACAUUUAUACGAUGUAUUAUAAAAUUUUGUAUUAUAUUUACAUGGCAUUAAAAUUGAUUAUUUUAAGUAUUUUAGAAAAGGAGCUCUAUUGUAUUAAAUUUUUAAACUUCUGACAAUUCUCUAGCAAGCAUUCGAAGACUUGAUCCAUCGAAGAUCAAACAAUGAAAUAAGUCAUUAUUAUAAAAGAAAUUGUUUUAUCAAAUUAUAAAAAAUUAAGAAUAGAUAAGGAAGAAUAAAAAUAACAGAUAAAUUCACCGGGUGCCUAGAUUAAUUCACUUUAUAUUAAAUUAAGAUCAUUUUCAGAAUAAUUUGAGAAGGAUACAUUAUUGUAAUAAUACAGAAUAUUUCAAUUUAUUUGAAAAUUACUCUCGUAAUAGAUAAAUGCUAAACCAUUAACAAUGACAACUGCUAUAAUUAGGCUAUAA